Messenger RNA from Hydra vulgaris (swiftwater hydra), 13604 nucleotides. The record is from RefSeq and is a predicted model, not a curated record. NCBI's taxonomy places the organism in Eukaryota, Metazoa, Cnidaria, Hydrozoa, Anthoathecata, Hydridae.
AGGUUUAUUUAGGCUUAAUUCGAACAAGUUAUGCCGAAUUCAGGGAAGUUUACUCGACGCACUUUGGUGGAGGACAUACGUGACAUAUUGAGAAAAUAUCCAUGUGAUGCUCAAAUAUUUAAAGAGAUAAUACAGAAUGGAGAAGAUGCAGGUGCAUCGAAAAUAACUUUUGUGUACGAUGAAAAUACCUAUACUGAACAAAAUAAUUUUAGUAUUGCUGGUUUAAAAGAUUACCAAGGACCUUCAUUGUAUGCGUAUAACAAUGCUAUGUUUACAGAAAAAGAUUGGGAAGGAAUUAGUUCUUUGGGAAUAAGCUGUAAAGAAAAAGAAGUUUUAAAAGUCGGAAAAUUUGGAUUAGGCUUUAAAUCAGUAUUCCAUUUAACAGAUUUUCCUAUGGUAAUGAGUGGUACAAAAUUCAUGUUCCUUGAUCCUAUGGUCUGUACAUUGAACAGCGAAGUUCUUGAGUUUGAUUUUCAAAAUAAUGAAGAUCGAUUGGUAUUUCAAAAUCAUGCUGAUUUUGAGUUGUUUAAAAGGUUAUUUCAAAUUAAAGAAAAUGGUGUGAAUGGAACUUUAUUUCGCUUUCCAUUGAGACAAAAAAAAUCAGAUUUAUCAGAGUUUUGCUACAAUAAUGGUCAACUAAAUGAAUUGAUUAAAUCACUUAAAGAUAAUGGUUACUUAAAUUUAUUGUUUUUAAAACAUGUAAAACAUAUAGAGUUAUGUCGUAUUAAUAGAAGUAAUAAAAAAGUUGUUGAAUAUUCAAUUGCAUUGACAGAAGAUUGCAUUAAAAAGUAUGGUAAUUCAAAAAUGCAGUUUAUUGAUAAAAUUAAAAAACAGCUUCAAUCUCCUAGUUACUCUGAAGUAACUAAUGACUAUGAAGUGAACAUUAUAGAGAAAGAAAUAAAUACACCUGAAGUUAACUAUUGCUAUUUUGUAAGUGAAUAUUAUAGCGCUGCUUCAUCAGAUUUCAAUAAUCUUCAAAGCCUUAACCUUUUACCACUGGUAACAGUAGCAUAUCCUAAAAAUGAUCAAUAUCUAGGUGAUGUUGGAGGACAUAUUUUUUGUGUUUUACCACUGCCUAUGUGGCAAAAAGGCAUCACAGGUUUACCUGUGCAUGUGAAUGGUUUCUUUGCACUCAGUGAAGAUAGGCGUGAUUUAAAAUGGCCAACAGAUCCUAAAAAUAUAAACAAAGACCAGCAAGUUCUUUGGAAUAACUUUCUUAUAACAAAGUUGCUGCCUCAUGCUUAUAGUAACUUGAUGAAAUAUUUAACUCAAAUGCGCUCAAGUUCAGAUAUUGUGUAUGACUGCUGGCCAAAAAAAGAUGUUGUUGACAAGAAAUGGCAGCACAUCUUGAACCCUUUUUUUGAAAAGGUUUCUCAAUUAAAAUGUUUUUAUUGCAGUAAAUUUAAAGAAUGGUUGUAUCCAUCAGAUUGUUAUAUUCUUAAACCAGAUUUAUUUUUAUCUGAAAAACAAAAUUUAUGUAUUAGAGAUUUUCUUGAAAUGUGCGAUGAAAAGGUUUCUGUUGUUCCCAAUCAUGUUCAAUCAUACUUUAGCAGUCUUAAAUUCAUCUCUAAGUCAUUAGUACAAACAACUCUUAAGAAAGAAAGAAACUUAAAUCAUUAUAAAAUUUGUAAAAGCUCUGAUAUGAUGCACAUUUUAGAGUUUAUUUUGACUGAUAUGUCAGAUGCUGAAAAAUUAUGUGCAAUGCCUUUGUUACCAAUGCAUGAUGGAACAUUGGGUUCUAUAAAUUACAAGAGCAAUUACAACAGUUCAGUUUUUAUUGCUACUGACAACCAUCCAUUAGAGAUUUUUCCAUCCCAUCAGAAUUUUUUUAAUCAAAAGCUUCUAAAGGAAAACAAAACUUUAAUGAAGACUUUUCAAUCUGUAGCUAAAACAGUGGUCAUGCAAAGUCUUACUACUAAUCUUACCAAAUUACUACUAGAUCAAAGGACAAGACAAAUUGCUAAUGUGUUAGGUAAUCAAGAUAUUAUUUCUGGUAUAGCAGUUAUGGAUAGAAAAAAAAUUGAGAAAACUAAGAAAAAGUUUGAAGUUUUGUACUUUAUUGCAAAGAACGAAUUACCAUUAACAAAGUACACAGAAAUAUUAUGGCUUGAAAAAAUGCAUAGUGUUGAGCUAGGAGGAGCAUAUUUUAGCAACGUCAAAUGUGCGGAAUUUAUAGGUUUUAUUGGUGAAGGUUUAAAAGAGAAAUCAUUAUUUGAUUUGUCAAAAUCUAAAUUAUUUGGGAUAUUAUGUGAUGGAUCAACGGAUAGUGCGAAAUUAGAAGAUGAAGUUGUUUAUCUAAUUUAUUUCAACCCUGAACCUGUGGGAAGUGAUGGAGUUCAAGUGAAAAUAAUCUUCAUAGACUUAAGAAAUUUAGAAAAAUUUUCAGCUUCUGGUGUAUACGAUGCAUUUGCAGAUUGUUGCAAAGAACUAUCUAACAAAUUUGGAAUUGAAGAGUUCGAAAGAUGGGAUCAGAAAAAAGUAGUAGAAAACUUAACUGUUAACAACAAUGAGUUUGCAGAUGACGCCAUUACUUAUUUAGUAAAUUGUUUUGAAACACCUUUAAAACAUGCUGGCAUUAAUGUGUCAGAUGUCUUAAGUCAAUGGCACUCUCUUUUAGAGUAUGCUCGAAACUUUAACAUUACAGUAGUUGACAGUUGGCAGCAAGCUUUGGAUAUUUUUAUCACAACUGGUACAAAUCUAUGUGGUCCUACAAAAAAAAAAAAUAGAUUAUCUUUAAAACAACUUGAAGGAAUACCAAUGGUUUUAAUUAAACAACAAAUGGAAAUCUCGUUAAGUAUACUGACUCAAAAAGACACAAAUGUUAUAGUGGAGUCUUUUGAAAAGAACUUACUAACACCAGUAAUGAAGUUAUUUUUGGAUAAAUGUCUUGUUCCAUUAUUGUAUGCAGACGACUUAGAUCAAAUUGACAUUUUUGAACUAUGCUCAAAUAGUUUCAUAAUGAAGCCUACAAAUGAAGGAUUUUUAAUAGCCCUGAUAAAUCACCAUUUGCAAUUAAAGAUUGAUGUGUUGAAUUGCAUUUCAGGUGCACCGAUAGAGAUACGAAAGAUAAUUAAAGCUGGUAUGGAAAAACAUUUAGAAAAUCCCUCCUUACUUAGUGAAAGUACAAAAUCAUUUGUUAAAAAAUUGAAAGUCUUUGAGGUUUUGUACCCUUCGGGUACAUUUGUAUGUUUGGAUCAAAGUUCUUAUUUUGUUGAUAAAAGGCAUUUUUUACCUUUAAUGUCAUGUCUUGGAAUAUUUAUUGAUUCAGCAUCAGUCUCUUGCUCAAUAAUCAGUGCAUUAAAUAUUAAACAGCUAUCAUUUAAUGAUGUUGUUUUUUUCUUAGCAAACAAUUUCCACAGGUUUUCUUCAGAACAGCAACAUCAACUUAAUGAGUUUCUAUUAAUUUGCCUAGAAAAUUUUGAACUGAGUAUAGAUGCUUUAAAUUUAUUAAAAAAUCAAAUUUUUGUUGAAAGUAAUGGAAAGCUUUUGAAACCUUCUUCUUUAUUUGAGAAAACAAGUGAUUUGGAAAAGAUGUUUUUUGGAGAAGUUAACCGGUUUCCUAAUGACAGGUACAAUAUCUCAGUACUGAAAAAACUAGGUUUAAAGUUGAAGUCAGAUUUAAGUACUAAUGAUAUAGCUCAGAGCUUAAGUUUUAUUGAAAAAGCAAAUUUCAAACAAAAGGAUUUUUCAAAACUCAUCAACAAAAUAAAAAUUAUUCUACUUACAAAAAACUUUAAAAUGUCAAAUUAUUUACAUUUAAAGUGGAUACCAAUAAAGCAAAAGUGUUUAGGAUCAUACCCUUUAUCUCUGAAAUGGUUUGGAACUGGAAAAUGUUUUGUAGAACCUAGUAAUGUCUAUUUGGAUUCACAUGAGUGUUUAAUAGGAAGUGUUGCUUAUAUCAUACACCCAAGCUUAUCAGAAACAUAUGCUAAAUUCAUUUCUGACAUAAAUCCAUCUUUAAAUUUGAUAAUGCAACAUCUAAAAAACAUUGAAGUAAGUUACAGUGAUGAAGAAAAAGGUCUUUAUAAGCAAAAUAUACAAAAUAUUUACAAUGAAUUGAACAGGUUUAAUGUUACUGAUGUUGUUGAUUCGUUUAAGAAACACCAGAUGAAAAUCUGGAAUGGGUCUUGUUUUUUAGAUAUUGAUAAAGUGCUUUUUAAAGACAUGUAUCUUAAGUACGAUGUAUCUCCCUAUUAUAAUCAAGUUAAAACUGUGAUUUCUGAUGUUGUUGAAAAGUAUGUACAAUCUUUAGACUUUUUUCCUAAAAAUGAGAUUGAUUUAUAUUUGAAUGUUCUCAAGCAAAUCAAAGAAAAACAUGACACAACAGAUAAAGAUACAUCCUUUGAUCUCAAUCUGUCUAUAAAUCUUGUAAAAUAUAUUGCAUUAAACUAUUCUUCAUUACCGAAUAAUAGUCAAGUGUUUGUACCUAUACAGAGUAGAAGACUGUGUCUAAAUUUAUUGUCAGAAUGCUAUUAUAAAAGUAGUGAUACAGGGUAUUCAAACACAACUUUCAAUUUACUUCAUGAAAUGCUAAAUGAAGAUGAUGCCAAUAUGUUGAAUGUUCCUAAUUUAGUUAGUGUUAUUAUCUCCCCAAAUUCAUUUUCUUGCUUUCAGUCAUGGGGACAACAGGAACCUUUGACAACUAAGCUUAAUCGAAUUUUAAAGCAGUACAAUGAUGGGUUUGCUAUAGCAAAAGAAUUCGUUCAAAAUGCAGACGAUGCUGGAGCAAAAGUAGUCAAAUUUCUUUAUGAUAAACGGCAAAACAAAGAGUUUAAAAACAAUUUAUUUGAUUCUGGCAUGAAGCAUUGGCAUGGCCCAGCACUCUGGAUUUAUAAUAGUGCAGAAUUUACAGAGCAAGAUUUUGUUAAUAUUACAAAAUUAAAUGCAGGGACCAAAGAAUUUGAUACUUCAAAGAUUGGUACUUUUGGACUUGGUUUUAAUUCAGUCUACCAUCUUACUGAUGUACCAAGUAUACUAAGUGGAAAUACUCUUGUUGUUUUUGAUCCUCAUACAGAAUACCUUGGAAAAGCAAUACAAGAUAAAAGAGAACCUGGUAUAAAAAUGACACUGGUUGGGAAUUCCAACUGCCUUCAGUUUAGUAAUCAAUUUAAAGUUUUUCAUAAAAUAUUUGACUGUCAUCUCGACUUUGAUAGUGGAGAUGUUCAAACAUUUAAAGGAACUCUUUUUAGAAUACCUUUGCGUAGCAGUGAAACUGCUCCACUGAGUAAAAUAAGCCAGUUAGUUUAUUCUGAAAAUGAAAUGAAGUUGUUGUACCAAAAAAUUGAAGAACGCAUUAAGCAUUUGUUAUUGUUUACUGAAAAUGUUUCUGAAUUUGGUUUGUUUGAAAUAUCUGAUAAUGUAAACAAAGUAUUAACUAUAUCAACUGUUAAGAAAAACAUUGAAGUAAUUCAUAGAUAUGGUGUAAAAAAUGAAAUUUCAGUAAUGAAAGUUUGUACACAAAUGCUUCAAAACAAUCUCAACUUUAAAAAUGUAGAUAUUCAAUUAAAAGUUUCGAUUGAUUCUGUUGUUAAAAAUAAGACAGAAAGAAAUGUUUAUCUUGUGAGUUCUUGUGUUGGUGGAGAGAAUUCUUAUACGUAUGCCAAAAAAAACAAAGGACACAAUUCUUGUGGAUCUAUAGCUGUUGAAAUUAGUGAUCAGCAAGGAAAUAAAUUUGUUGAGAAUGCUGAUGGAGAUUUAUUUUGUUUCCUUCCAUUACCAAUUAAAAGUGGAUUGCCUAUUCAUGUUAAUGGUUUUUUCACUCUUUCUAGUGAUAGAAAACAUCUUCUAAAAACAACACGUGAUGAUAAGUCUUACGGGACAAAAGACUGGAAUGAUAUUUUAGCUGAAGAUUUGUCUACAGCUUAUAUAAAUCUUCUGCUUCAAUUAAAAAGAUUGAACUCAAAUUACACUUUAACUAAAUGGGCAAAAAUUAUCCCAUUAAGUGUAACAAAUGGUGCAAGAAACAGCUCUAUGCAAUGUUUAGUUAGGUCAUUUGGUAAAAAAUUGAUUGAAGAUGAAUUAGAACUUUUCCCUUCUGGUAUUAACAAUCAAUGGGUUUCAUGGAAAUAUUUAAGAUUCUUGUCAAAUGAAAUUCAUUCUAGUAUAAAACAAGACAUGUUAACUUUUAUGAAUUGGUAUUAUUUGAUGAUGCAACCUAGACUUUAUGCUGUUGAUACACCAGAGCAUGUUAUCAACAUGCUUUUAGAAUGUGGCAAUAAUGUAAAAUCUAACAAGAUAACAGUAGAAGCAUUUAUUAGGUUAUUCUUAGAUAAUCUUGGUUCUCCUCUGCUUGAUGUCGAUUUAAGAAAUAAAAUUACAAUUUAUUUUAUUAAUAACAAUAUUGGUUGUCUUUAUGAUUGCAGAUGCCUGCCUACAAAACCUAAUGGAAAGUUGAAGAUGUCAUCUGAAUGUGUUGAAGUAGAUAGCAAAGUUGCUUCUUUGUUUUUAUUAAAUGAUGAAGUAUUUGUGUUUGAUCAGUUUACACCUUUUCUAUCUAAGUUUAAGGAUAUUAAUUCUUAUAAUUUGUCAUGGCCCAUGAUUUUAUUAUGCGCGAGGUCUAUAUCUAGUAUGUCUAAUUUUGAAGGACUUGUCAAACGCAGCAAGAUGUUAAUAAAGUUAAUGGAAUCUACAGAGACUGAUGAGUGUCCAAGUUAUAUAAAAAAUGACCUUUUAAAAACAAAGUUUUUACCAUCUUAUAAAAAACCUGAUUGGUGGCCUUUUAAUACUCAUUAUGGAGAAUUUGAAAAAGUUGAUGCUCCUUGCAAUAGUUUUGGAAAGAAUUGUCUUUAUUUGGUUAGUGUGACAAAACCAAUUAGUAAAUUUUGCAUAAAAAAAUCUUUGUUUAAUUUCUUGGGCUUAAACAAGAUCCCUUCUUUUGAAACUGUGAAGCAACAGUUGAUUGAUUUAAAUUCAAAAUCUAGUAUCGUAUGCGAGCAUCUUCAAACAAUACUAAAUGACAUAUAUGACUACUUAAAUAGUCAUGCUAGUAUCAGUCAACUAAAGGAACUAAGUGGGUUGCGCAUAGUAUAUUCUGAAAACUUUAAUCUAGUGCUUCCUUGUUUAACAUUCAUUUAUUUUCCACUUGACAUGUCUCCAUAUAUAUUUAAAUUAUCAAAAAGUAUUGCAGGUAAUGAUGUUCAAAAACAUUUAAUGAUGAAAUUAGGAGUUAAGCAUAAACCGGAACUUGAAGAUUAUUUGAAUAUUCUAUCAAAAAUCAAUGAAGAUUACAAAUCUGAUUCGCUUGCUGAUCAGCUACUUAAAACAAUAAUUAAAUUUAUUAUUCCUGAGUUAUUACCUUACAAAGAUUCAAUUAUUAGUGAGAAGCUGUACCUUCCAGAUACUAAUGGUAAACUGAGAAUAUCUACAGAGUUAUAUUUUAAAGAUGUUUUUUGGACUCCAGAUCAGCCAGGAAUAAACUACUGUCAUGGUGAUAUUCCAAUUUAUCAUUGUAUUGCUCUUGGUGUCAAACCAGCAAGACACAAACAUUUUAAUAUGAUGUCAAAAGGAAUAUGCUAUAAGCAGUUUGGUCAGCAUGAAAAAUUGUCUGUCAGAUUAGCAAAACUUAUAAAAGGAUAUCGAAAUAGUGAAGACAUUUUAAACGAAUUAUUACAAAAUGCUGAUGAUGCAGGAGCAACAGAAGUUACAUUUUUAUUAGACACAAGAACUCAUGGUAAAGAAAUGGUUUUUUCUGAUGAAUGGAGGGAUCUUCAAGGACCUGCACUGUUAAUAUGCAACAAUGCAAAAUUUAAACAAAGCGAUUUAAAGGGUAUUCAGAAUUUAGGAGAAGGAACAAAAAGUAAAAAUGCUUUGCAAACUGGAAAAUAUGGAGUGGGAUUUAAUGCAGUGUACCAAAUCACAGAUUGUCCAAUGUUGCUUACACCUAUUUUGGAGGGUGGAGAUGUUUUGUGUGUAUUUGAUCCAAAUCUGAAGUAUGUUGUUGAUGCAACCGAACAGUAUCCAGGAACUAUGAUUGAAAAUGCAAGACAGGUCAUUGAAACUUAUAGUGAUGUUAAAAAAGCAUUGUUAAUUGAUGAAUUUAAUUCUGAAGGUAAAACUUUGUUCAGACUUCCGCUAAGAAAUGAAAAGAUGGCUAAAGUUUCUGGAAUAUCAAAUGCAGUGAUAAAUAAUGAUUAUAUUAGUAGUUUAUUUAGUAAAUUUGAAAAACAUUCUUCCUCGGUUCUGCUUUUUCUUAAAAGUGUGCUUAAGUUGACAUUUAAAACCAUAGAAGUUAAUGCUGAAAAAUCUACAACAUUUGUUGCUCAACAUUAUGAUACUAAUUUAAAAAAGAUUAGAAAGUUUCAAAAAACUGAAAAAGAUUUUGCUAAUAAGUUGGGAAAUGUUACAGCAAUAAUGAAUUUAGUAGAACGACUCAACAAGUUUGUGUGUGUCACACAUUUGAUAGACAAUGAGUUUUAUGAAUCAUAUCACUGGAACAUUAUUGAGCAAGUUGGAUUUUCUUCCAUAGAUAGCGUUUCUCCUCAAAUAAUGGAGUUGAUUGAAAAUAAUGAACUAUAUUUAAUACCAAAAGGAGGUAUUGCAAUUCCUAUUUAUAAAAACUGUGAAACAUGUGAAAAUAUCAAUGAGGUUAUUAAUAAAACUAACUUUAUAUUAGACCAUGGAUUAUUGUUUUGUUCUUUGCCAUUGCCCAUGAUUACAGGCUUACCAGUUUUUAUUAAUGGUAAUUUUGUUUUAGAAUAUGAAACACGGCGAUGUCUUAGCCUAAGUUUUCCAGAUUCAGUUGAUUUUAUAUGGAACAAAACAAUAAUUCAGCAUUGCAUUAUUCCAUGUUACUUAGAUUACAUAACACAACAGGCAUCUAAACUUUCAAAAUAUUUUAAUGAUUUGGAAAAACAAAAUUUUAAAAUAAGACAAUUUUACAACAUGUUUCCUAAAUCUGACUAUAUACAUAACAAUUUAUUAAUGAAUUCUUUUUUUAAAACAAUAUCAGACCAUAAUCUUUCAGUAUUAUUAGUGUUAAAUGAAAAUAAUGGUGAACCUAAAGUUGAUUGUGUUUCUUUUGAAGAUUUUUUGAUAUAUGAAACUAAAGAAGAUGUUCACUCUUCAACAAAAAGGUCUCCAUUACUAUUGAUGUUGCAACAACUAUUUAUUCCAUGUGAUCUAUUACCAAAACAUAUUAAACAGGGUUUUAUUCAGAUUGAAUCCCCACUUAAAGUGUGCACCCCAAAUGUCAUUUGCAAAUUAUUGUGCGAACUAGCAUUUAAAAUUCUGCCUAAAAGUUCUAAUCACUGGGAUGUGACAAAAACAAGAUUUAGAGAUAAAAAAAAUGUAAAAAUGGUUUUAAAGUAUUGUUUGUCUAAAAAUCAAAAAAAAAGUACCAUUAAUGAAUAUAAAAAAAAGUCUGGUACUGAUGAAGAAAAUAAUGCUCCAGCAAUAGAAUUAAAUGGGUUACCUCUGUGUUUAUGUGCAGAUGGCAGUGUUACUUGUUUUUCUGAACAAAAUCCAAAGUUUUUAUCUAAACACAGUUCUUUAUUUGAAGAGUUUGCCAUUAAAUUUGUAGAUAAAAAUUUACUUUUUCAUCUAAAUGAUUACAAAAGUUGUAAUUGCUUCAAAGAAUUUACAAUUGCAGACUUUGUAAGGUUUUUACCUGAAGUUUUACCCAGUGAGAAGUUUUUUGAUAUCAUUAUUGAAGUUAAUUUAGAAAAAGAUAAAAACAUUUUGGGGAAAGACUUUUAUUGGUUUAAAAACGUAUGGCGUUUUCUUGCUGAAGUUGAAAAUGAAAAAACUCCCAAGUGGUUACAUAGCGAUAUACAGCACUGGUCCUUGUUAAUUGUAAAGUCUGGCGAUAAGUCAUUUGUUUUUCCUCUUGAAAAAAGUAAAAGCGUUUUACAGUUGCAAAAUGUUCAUAGAAGUUUUGAAGAGCUUUCCCAAAUACUGAAAAAAUGUUUUGGAGUUUUUGAAAGCGAUUUUAUUGAAGAUAAGAACUCUACUAGUAAAACAAAUAUUUAUUCAGCAUCAAGUGAAAAAAUUAAGGAGUAUCUAUAUUCUAUGGAUUUGGCUGAAAAUAUUUUUGGUAACAUUGAAGAACCAUCAGACUUGAUUAAUGCAUUGAUUCUUUCAUUCAACAAUGGAAAAUGGAACAAUUACAGUGAAAAAGAAGCUUAUGCAAUUUUAAAACAGUUUUCCUAUCCAAAUAAAACUCUGGACCCAUCCAUUAAAAAUAGUUUGAAAAGUUUGCCUCUUUUUUUAUCUAAUAAGAAUUGCUUUCUGCCACUUAAAACAGAUGUAUUUGUCCUUGUUACUGAGUAUGUUCUUUUUGAUGGUUUAGAAGAAUUUCUGAAUGGUAUCACCUUUCUUCAAUAUGGCAAUGAUGAAGAUAUUAAAAGUUUAUAUAUAUCACUUGGUUCUGUUUGCAUCAACAGUAUUGAAUUUUACAAAAUGUAUGUAAUUCCUAAUUUUGAUAGAAUUGAUGAAUGUUCAAAAGACAAACAUUUAGAUUUUAUAUUAAGCACUUUUUACAGUAUAAUUAUAAAUGAUGCUCUUAAAUUUCAGUGGAUUGAAUUAUUAAAAUCAGCUAAAUUUGUAAAAAAUUCUAAUGGAGAAAGACAUUUCUGUUCAGAGCUUUAUGAUCCAACAAAUUUUUUGUUUAUUAAAGUAUUGCCAAAUGUUAAUUUUCCACAACCUAAAACUUGUGGUAAAUGGACAAACUAUGAAAAUAAUAAAUGGCUUAGUUUUUUGAAAGAGAAUGGUUUGAUAAAUGUAAUAACUGAAGAUAUUUUCGUUUUUCUUGCUACAGAAAAUGAAAAGCGCAAAGAUUUAGAAUCAUUUAACGACAUAUCAAAAGAUUUGAUUUUUCAUCUUAAUAACAUAUCAACACAUGAAAAUAAUAAAUUUUCUCAAAAUUUUUAUGAAAAAAUAAAAAACAUAAGAUUUAUUUCAUCUUUAAAAAUGAACAACUUUAUAGAAAGUAUUUGUCCUAGUGUUAAUUCUACUUAUGAAAAAAUAUGCAUGGAAGAAUCAGCUUUGUAUGAAUCUCGACAUUUGGUUUGGACAAAAAAGUCAGUUUUACCAAGUUACUUAGAUCAAAAUUUAUCUUUGAAUUUAAAAAAAUACAAAGUAAGCCAAUAUGACCCUGAUUUAGUUGUAGAUCAUGUUCAAAAUAUUUUAAACUCCAACCAAUUAUCUCAAAAAAAUGAGACGCAAAAGUUAAUAUCUUCUGAUAUUGUUGAUCUAUUUUUCACAAUUUUUAAACAGAUUUAUUCAUACUUUAUAUCUUUAAAAAACUCUUAUAUUAUUUCAAAAUUAAAAGCUAUGAGCAUUGUUCUUGUUUCAAAAAAUACAUGUUUAGAUGUUCCCCAUAAAACUUUACUGUUUGAAGAAGGAAGUAUUCCACCCUAUUUAUGUCCAGUUGAUGUUUCUUUAGGUCAAUAUUUUAAGUUUUUUGAGGAAAUAGGAUCUCACUCUAAACCUUCUUCAUCAAUGUAUAUGCAAGCUUUAAAAAACUUAAAAGAAGAAAAAAAUGAAAACAUUUUGCAUCCUAAUGACUUAAAGAUUGCUUCAAGUGCAAUGCGCUAUUUAUCUGACAUGCUUCAAAGAGAUUCACUUUUGCCAGCUGAUUCAAAACUUUAUUUACCAACAUAUAUAUUUGAUAACAAAGAAAAAAGUAGUAUUUAUCUAACUCUUUCUUCAAACAUCAUAGCAAUGUCAGAUUUCUGCUAUGCAGAAAGAUUAAAAAACUUUCAAGAACCUAUUCUCUUUAGUGACAAAAAUGAUAAAAUUCAACCUGGGACAAGUGAGAUUUUGAUGAAGCAUUUACCAUUAGACAUUCGACCUAAAAAUAUAGGAGAUGUGUUAAGUUAAGAAAUAAUUUCAGAAAUAAAUCCUAUAACUAUUCCAUCAGGACAUAUCAGUGAAGAUAUUAAAAAACGUUUGAAAGCUCCAGAAUUUUUAAUAGCAUUGCAGCGCUUAAUUAAGCAUGACUCUAUAUCAAGAUCAAUUAAUAUUGAUUUGAACAACACUAUUGAAAUGGUUACAAAUAUUUUGCAGCACUUUAAUGUUGUUGUUGUGCCAAAAAUUGAAACAAAGCUCAAGUUUCUUCCCAAAGAUUUUUUGAUUGAUGGAAGUAAUUCUGAUUGGAAUGUUUUUUUAUGGAAAUUAAAAGGUGGAGUUACAUUGUAUUUAGCUUCAAUUUUAGAAAAAAAUGAUUCAGACAAAAUUUAUAUAUAUCUAACUACUCAUUUAAUGGAGUAUUUGGGAUUGUCGUUUAAUGAACCAACUCUAACAUUGUUACUUUAUCAGAUGUUUCAUAACCCACUGCAGCGUUUGUCACCAAUUUUAAAUGAAUAUAAAAUUUAUCAUGAUUCUUCAAACAUAUCUUUCUUAGAUCAUGGUCAGCUUCCAUCGCCUGGUGACAAGGUACCUUUAGAACUCCACCCAUUACUAAGUAAUGAAUUUUUUGAAUUUGAGAUUGAUGAUUAUGCAGCUUUAGAUGUUGGUAGUGAAGACGAGAGAGAAUUUAUUUAUGUGCUUAUAAAAAAUAAACCUUCAGGAUGUUUUAGCGAUAUGAAUAGCGAGUAUGAAGUACAAAUGAGUCCUGAUGGAAUGCUGGUUAAAAGGAGAUCUUUUCUAUUAUAUGGGUUUAAUAGAAAUGCAAAUCCUGGUUUGAAGAAAAGAAUUGGUUCAUUAGAUGUGGCAUUAGUCUCUGGAACAGAAAAUAUAGAUGAAGACUUGAAUAACUUGGAGGAAGAUUUAGGAGAUGUUGAAGAAAUAUGUCAAUUAAUAAAAGAAGAGCUGAAAAAUCUUGCCCGUUUAUCUCCAGAGGAUAAAAAGAAAGUCAUUCGGAGACUCUUUUUAAGAUGGCAUCCAGAUAAACAUGUUUUGAAAAACAAAGAUAAGGCCACUAAAAUAUUUCAAUUUUUACAGAAGUGUAUCAACAAGUCAGAAGAAGGAAUGUCCAAUAACUUUAGCAGGUGGUCCUCACAAGCCUCAAGUGAUGGAAACAACUUUAGGGAUUAUUUUAAGACAUUUUUUAAAAGUGAUUUUUACUAUAAUCACCAAAGUUCUCGCAGCUGGGUUCCUCCUUCGUUUCAAAAGAAAAAUCCGCAACCUGGUGAGGCAAAAAGAUGGCUUCGACAAGCAAAAUUUGAUUUGGAUUGUGCAGAAAAUGAAUUAUAUUUUGAAUGGAAAUGCUUUAAAUCUCAUCAAGCAGCCGAAAAAUCAUUAAAAUCUGCGCAAUAUUUGAUUGAUUUUAAAAGUAUCAAAUCAUGCUCAUUAAUUGAAAAUGCCAGAGGUUUGGACAUUCAAUUGCAAAAUUGGGCUGCUGAGUUAGAAGGUCUUGUCGGUUCCUCUUUAAAACUGAGAUACCCAAAUCAAUGGAGGUUUCCAAAGAUUCCUCAUGAAAGUUAUAAUUCUGAUCAAGCAGAUAAAUCAUUAGAAAUUGCAAGACACAUUUAUGAAAAUGUUCAACAAAAGCUAGAUGAACAACAAGCUGGUUGCUAAAAUAAAUUUGCUUACGAAAAUUGCAAAGAUUAUUUUAUUUGUUAUUGUGCUUUUUUUCUGUAUUUUAAAAGUAAAUAAAUUUUUUAUUCAUAUUAAAUAUUUGAUUUACUCAAUAACGAUUUACUCAACUUGGAGUCUAGUCUUAUAAA